AUGCUCGCCCUUACCAUUUUACUGAGUGCCGCCGCAGGGGUCAACGCGAUUCUCGGCGGCGAAGUUCAAGCCGUCCAGAUCUCCAAUACAACACAUAUUUGUGCCGAUAACUGUGUCUAUGACGGUAUCUACCUUGCUCAGAAGGGAUACUUUUGCCCGGUGAAAGAAGUUGUUCGCCAGGAGGAAGGAGGCAAGCUCCGCGAAUGGUAUUCCUAUGACUGCAGAGGAGCCAAACCGGCUCCAGGAGUUGUACAUGCCCCGCUCAAGGGCAAAGAGGCACCAAGAAAUUGCACUCUGUUCCCAGGAGAUCUUACCAAAGUGUCCCCUUCAUGCAUAGCUGACAAGGAAGUUGGCGGUGGUGGUGGUACCAAGAUACUCCAGUUGUCAGAAUUGACAGAGAUGUUGAAAUCGGCCACGGCAAACACUGCUGACAACAAAAAGCCUGCUUCACCAAAGUCCAAGAAGGAGUGUGCGCAGAUAGCCCGUAAUAAGUUUACUGAGUGCCGCGAAAAAAUCGACGACUUCAACGAGUGCAACAAUCAAGGCGCAAAAACAUUUCAAAACUGCCAGAGUGGGAAGUAA
This is a messenger RNA of Metarhizium brunneum ARSEF 3297, 582 nucleotides long. RefSeq lists its product as uncharacterized. The record is from RefSeq and is a predicted model, not a curated record. Lineage: Eukaryota; Fungi; Ascomycota; Sordariomycetes; Hypocreales; Clavicipitaceae.